Panicum hallii is the source of this 642-nucleotide messenger RNA. RefSeq lists its product as uncharacterized. The transcript is spliced from 3 exons. NCBI's taxonomy places the organism in Eukaryota, Viridiplantae, Streptophyta, Magnoliopsida, Poales, Poaceae. Bases 19 to 396 code for a protein of 125 amino acids. The record is from RefSeq and is a predicted model, not a curated record.
ACUUCUUCACUUUGGACAAUGGCUGGUAUGAUUCCAAUCGAAAUGCAGACGCAACUACGGCAACUCCUAGCAUAUUUUGCAGCAAAUCCCAUUGUUCACGGAGGAAAUCAAGCUGCGGCUGGGGAAAAACUUCUUAUUAUAUAUUUGAAUGGGGAAGGUACUUCGAGGGCCUCUAUUGUUGCGCCCCAGGGAAUCACCUUCCACGAAGUUAGGGGCAGAAUCUAUGACAGACUUGGAUUGGCUAAUGUUGACGAUCAGCACAGAAUGGAAAUACGUGCUGACUUUCAUAAUGGCGGAGGUGCCAAUCCUCCAGUUCCCGUGGCUGAUGAAGAAGUCUGGGGGUUCAUUUUCAGUAACACAACUGCUCCAACAAUUAACCUGCAUGUCAGCAUCUAAGUACCCAACGUGAACCCAAAUUAAUGGCGCAACUGGAGCAACCUCGUUUCACUUUCAUCACUCUUGGCUUUCCGGGAGACAUUCAUCGUGGGAGUCUUUGGCUGUUUCGUCAUUAUUACUAGACUUGGCUUCUGAAUCCUUUUGUUUACCUUCGAAUUUGAAUUUGAAUAAACCAGCAGCCGCGUGCAUUCUUCAAAUGCAGGGCGCUGGGCGACAUGCAUGCAUGUCUCCCUAGUCUUUAUUUUG